This is a messenger RNA of Paramacrobiotus metropolitanus, 948 nucleotides long. RefSeq lists its product as uncharacterized. The record is from RefSeq and is a predicted model, not a curated record. Bases 1 to 948 code for a protein of 315 amino acids. Lineage: Eukaryota; Metazoa; Tardigrada; Eutardigrada; Parachela; Macrobiotidae. Gene Ontology annotation, biological process: neuropeptide signaling pathway. Gene Ontology annotation, cellular component: membrane. The transcript is spliced from 2 exons. Gene Ontology annotation, molecular function: G protein-coupled peptide receptor activity.
AUGACGAACGACUCGUCCAUCCUGAACACGACCGUUAACGAAACUGCCGGGCGGUCGCUAAUCCGCAUAUAUGAUGCGCACCUUACCGCGUGGUUUGCCGUGAAUUUUAUACUGAUGACAGUGGCCGUGACCUUUCUAGUCUUAAUCAUCUAUGCCGUGGCCAAAGGAAAAAAGCAAGAGAUUUCCGCAUCGCAAACGCUGAUUCUGCAUCUGCUGUGCGCGGAACUCGCUAUCUGCGGUGGAUUGUAUCCAGCUAUACAGUUUACAUACUAUUUACCGACAUUCCGGUUCGGCACAUAUUCUUGCGAUCUGUUCCAGUUCUUCUACAUGCUGAUCGUCGGUGCCGAACAGUGGACCAUGUUCAGCUUAUCAUUAAACCGUUUACUUGCCAUCUUCGCCCCGCUUUCCUACGGCAGAUACGUGAAUAAACGCUCGAUGCUGUCAACGCUCGGCAUCGCCUGGACGAUCCCGCUAAUCGUGACCAUCAUGCCGGCCGCCAAGAUCGGGGGACAAUCUGCAGCGAUGUACAUUCCCUGGAGUACGUGUGUCGUGCGGCCGUCUCCGUCGCUAGAAACCUGGGCAUUGCAAGCGGUGAAUUUCGUCUGUAUGGUUAUCCCUUUAGCCGGGACGAUUUUGUCGUAUUCCGUCAUUCUGCUGGGAUCGUGGAAACGGUACGGUAGUGGUCGCUCGGUGGUGGAUCAGCGGUUUGUUACCCAUGCUGAGCAGAUGGAGCAUGCACGGCAGCGGAAGAAGCUGGGGAUGGCACGGAUGCUGUUUGUCUCCGCGUUCUGGUAUAUGUUGUGUUAUCUGCCGCACACGAUGAUUGUGUCUUUUGGACCGCAGCUCUACGCGAAGUAUCCGCAUCUCGGUUUGUGGACGCGUACGAUUUAUUUUAUGGGAUUUGCUGGCAACCCGGUAAUGAUGCGGUAUAUGAAUCAGAAUGCGUAA